Molecule: messenger RNA, 585 nt
Organism: Seminavis robusta
Lineage: Eukaryota; Bacillariophyta; Bacillariophyceae; Naviculales; Naviculaceae
Source: the annotation of a GenBank genome assembly
AUGGAUGGUGACAAUGAGAUUGAAGGAGGUGGCUAUAGCCAACAAGACGCCCAUGCAGCUGGUCUAUACAUACAACAGGAGGUUGUGGAUGUGUCUAUGAUGGCAGGACCGCCCAUGCCGGCCUUGACAGGGCGGGCUGAGAUAAAUGAGCGAAAUGCCCCUGCUGUGAGCCAACAAGAAACACAAGAUGAAACACAAGAUGACGACCGAGUAUUGACACAGGAAGAUGGAGCUCAAGGAGCCAAUGUCAAGAAGAAGUCUACCAGAAAGAGGAGGACCUUCAGGUUGCAGUGGCUGGUUGCGUCGAGUGACAUGUAUCUGAAGGAUGACGCAGAAAUCAAGGCAUCAUUUGAUGCUGCGUUCCCUCUGGGGUAUUCAUUGGACGGACAGGUUGUUGCAUGCCCAAAGGCGGACAAUGACAAACAAUACACAAUCUGCUGGAGAACAGGUGAUACUGGUGUCUCUGUGAAUUGGGUAAGGAGUUCCUUCCCCAAGGUCCAGUUCCAGGAGACUAUAUGGCAGUGCAUUGAGGCGUACCAAGAGAGGAAAGCAAGGGACGACGCAGAAGACAGGCUGAUUGCUUGA